Fusarium fujikuroi IMI 58289 is the source of this 1149-nucleotide messenger RNA. Its product is annotated as related to toxD protein. The record is from RefSeq and is a predicted model, not a curated record. Gene Ontology annotation, molecular function: oxidoreductase activity, acting on NAD(P)H. NCBI's taxonomy places the organism in Eukaryota, Fungi, Ascomycota, Sordariomycetes, Hypocreales, Nectriaceae. The transcript has a single exon. The coding region runs from base 1 to 1149 and encodes 382 amino acids.
AUGUCUCGCUCAAAUAAAGCUAUCUACAUGCUUGCAAAUGGCAAACAUGAACUCCGAACAAUCGAAGAGCCGUAUGUCCCACAGAAGGCACAGUCUCUUGUAGAAGUGCAGUACUCGGCAAUCAACCCAGCUGAUACUCGCCAUUCAUACAUGAACAUGUCAGAAUACGUCGCUGGCUACGAGUACACCGGCAUAGUUCGCGGAGUUGGGCCCGAAUCUCCCUUCAAAGUUGGCCAGGAAAUCUUUGGCCAAUCGUUGCCGUAUGAUCAUCGACCUAAUUACCUUGGCGCGCAUCAAAGUUUCCUUUUAGCAGAACCUCUGAUGGCUUUCGAGAGGCCUGCGCAUCUUGAUCCCAUCACCGCAGUAACACUUGUCGUGGGCAGUGCAACGACCUUCGAUGCUCUUUUCAAUGUCGCAGGAUAUGGUUUCCCGCUCGCUAGCAUCACUGGCGACGACCCAAAGAACGAGCCGAUUCUUAUCUGGGGCGGUGCUGGAGCUGUUGGCCAGGCCGCUAUCCAGAUUGCCAAGGCAGCGGGUUUCAGCCCCAUUAUCACGACGGCCUCACCUCAGAAUCAUGAAGCUUUGAAGAGGCUUGGUGCGGAUGAGGUCUUUGACUACCGAAGCGCAACUGUCGUGAAGGAUAUACGUGCAUACCUGGAAAGAUCUGGCAAGUCACUAAAGACUGUUUUCGACACAGUUUGUGCUGGUCUCGGUGUCUUUGAAGGUCUUUCGCCGGAAGAAGAAAAGGCCUUGGAGGAUAAAUACGACCAAAGCUCGCCAAGUCUUUCUCGCCGUUGCUGUGACCCCAAGGUAUCCGCAGAAGAGCUCCGUCUGGUAUCAACUCUCCUCGUGAAGAAGGAUCCAGCGUGGAAGUUUACUUUGAGCGUCAGAGUUGUUGAGCAAGUUGACUUUGCAGUUGAUGCUCAAGAUCGAAGCGAUGAGGAGAGGAAGAGGGAGGAGAAUAGGAUCAUCGAGUGGCAGAAACGCAUCGAAAGAGGUAUGCAUUGGCUGGCUGAGAACCAUGAACAGUAUUGGGAGGCGCCGAGGUUUAGGAUCCUGAAGGGGGUGGAGGAGGGGCUUCAAGGUAUCCGCGAUGUUUGGAAUGGGAAAGUGAGCCGCGAGAAGCUUGUUAUUGAUCACAGGGUUUGA